GCAGCUAAAGUGAUGUCACGGUUCAUUAUGAUUCCACAGUGUAGAUGCACCUUCCGUCUCAGAUAACAGCCCAGGUGCAUCUGUGCUGUAGAGAUAAUGCAGUUUGACAUCAUCUUAACUGCGUUGACUCCAUCCUACAGAAUCCUGGGAUUUGUAGUUUUGUGAGGCACCAACUCAAGAGUAGGUUAAGAACCCUUUAACACUACAAAUCCCAGGAUUCCAUGGGAAAGAGCUACAGCACUUAAAGUGGUUUCAACCUAUAUCAUUUCUAAAGCAUAGAUGUACCUGAAUUGUUACCAAAAGCAACAGAGUGUUAUAUAAGAUGAAAAUAAAACUCUGUUUAGAAAUAGUGGUUUCCAUUUUUUCCCUGUUCCCUUUACUAGCUCAAAAGAAAUGUCCAAAGUAUGUGAAAAUACUACUCUUAAAAGUAGGGUGCAUUUUAUAAACAUACAAAAAUUGAAUUUCUGUGUUUCUUGUUAUGAAAUGAAGCACUUCAUCAUGCAGAUGUUUUCAGUUAAGCUGUUGCAGCAGAAUGCACAAUGUAUUUCUGUAUGGCUCUUUCAUUAUAGGAUUACUUCACCUUCUCAGUUACAUUGCAGUAGGUUUGCAUUUAUGCAGAUCAACAAGAAAUGUGUGUAAACACCAUUAUCCCAUAUGUCUGUCUGUACUGUAAAGAUGGCAUCAGUAGCUGCUUGUUUACAAACUUUGACUUGAGCUGUGCUUGGUGGAGAUAAGAAGCUUAUCAGUGGAGGAACCAGCAUUCUGCUGAAGAAGAUGGUUGAGCUGACUGUAUAAGAACAGCCAAGCUCUUUCCAGAAAGCUGUAGGGCUUUUUGGUGUCUAAAGGGCUAUCUAUGUUCCUUUGAGGAGUUUUGUUUUAUUUUGUUUUCCAUAAGGCCAUCAUGUCAAAGCGCAAAGUAACCUUUGAAGACCAAGGCGAUGAAGAUGAAGAGGAAAUGAGUUUACCAAAGAAGAAGCUGGUGGAACCUGCCAUCGGAGGGCCAGGCAGCCGCUUUAAGGGCAAGCACUCAUUGGACAGCGAUGAGGAAGAUGAUGAAGAGGAUGAAGGAAGAGGCAGUAAAUAUGACAUCCUGGCAUCAGAUGAUGUGGAGGGGCAGGAAUCUGCCACUAUUGACUAUGAAGAAGGCGUUCGGAUCACCCCAUUCAAUUUGCAGGAAGAGAUGGAAGAAGGCCAUUUUGAUUCAGAGGGAAAUUACUUCUUGAAGAAGGAGGCAGUGAUUCGAGAUAACUGGUUGGACAACAUAGACUGGGUCAAAAUAAAAGAACAGCCUCCUGGUCGGAAGAAGCCACCGCUGGAUUCUGUGGAAGACAAUGGCGAAGAUGAAGAAGAUGACCUUGAAAUUGGGCAGACACCUUUAGAGAAGAAGGAGCUGUUGGAAGGGAUGGUGGAUUUGGUGCAACCUGGUGAGACUGUGGCUAGAGCCAUUCAAAGGCUUGGAGACAGGGGUGUGCCCAAGAAUAGUAGGCGUCAGCAGAAACCUUGGAGUCGCCUCAAGGCAAAUGAUGUAGAGCAAGUUGAGCGAGAGGAUUCCCAGAAGAUUGGGUCACCAGAGCGGAAAGAGCAGCUGGAGCGCCUGUCAGGGCUGGCAGACCAAAUGGUGGCACGAGGUGUAUAUGAGAUCUACCAGGACACUCGAGAGAAGCUGGCACUGAGACUCCGGGCAUUGGAACAUCCUCCUGAAGCACCUUCCGCUGCUGAGCCAGAACUUGAUAUGUUUGCUGAGGAUAUUGAUGAAGCAAAACUGGGAGAGAGGACACCAGCAGCGGGAAGCAAUGAGAAAAAGCAGAUUGAAGACUCUCUCUCUGAGGUGAUGUGGGAAUAUAAAUGGGAAAACACAAACUCAUCUGAACUCUAUGGCCCAUUUAGCAGCUCACAGAUGCAGGACUGGGUGUCCCAGGGUUAUUUCCCUGAUGGGGUUUACUGCCGGAAAGUGGAGAAUUCUGAGGGUCAGUUCUACAAUUCCAAGCGCAUUGAUUUUGAUCUCUACACGUGAUCGGAACCCACCUCCUGCCCCACAGAAUGCAAGAGAUGGAACUCAACCCAGUGGCAGCCUGAAAGAACUUGCCGGACUUUAGGGUGUGGGGGCCAGGGGAGGGCAGGGUUUUCUGUGUGUGUGUGUGUGCGCGUUCGCAUUCGUGUGUUUGCAGAGGAGAGGCUUGGUUCACCUUCUAAUUCUGAAGAUCUUUCAGAUUUGGAGAGAAAUAAAAAAAUCAACCUUAAA
This is a messenger RNA of Sceloporus undulatus (fence lizard), 2242 nucleotides long. It is a transcript of the gene CD2BP2, whose product is annotated as CD2 cytoplasmic tail binding protein 2. Gene Ontology annotation, cellular component: U5 snRNP. Gene Ontology annotation, molecular function: protein binding. The coding region runs from base 902 to 2014 and encodes 370 amino acids. NCBI's taxonomy places the organism in Eukaryota, Metazoa, Chordata, Lepidosauria, Squamata, Phrynosomatidae. The record is from RefSeq and is a predicted model, not a curated record. The transcript is spliced from 6 exons.